Molecule: messenger RNA, 3260 nt
Organism: Physcomitrium patens
Lineage: Eukaryota; Viridiplantae; Streptophyta; Bryopsida; Funariales; Funariaceae
Source: RefSeq, a predicted model, not a curated record
ACUCAACCCUAUUGCUGUUUUGAUGGACGGAGUGGAGCUUUACACAUAUAUUUAUAAUCUAGUUUUAAAAAACAGCUCUGUGUUUGCCUAUUGAAAGGUCAUGCUAGCAACGCCAUGGCAAUGGAACCUGAUGUGCAGAUCAUGCGGAUCUAGGGCUCUUUUUUUUUUUUUUUUUUUUUUUUUUUUUUGAAUUGUAUGAUGUUGGGAAUGAAGCAAAAUCAAUAAAAGUUCGUCAACUUCGCAGAGGAUGACAUGUCCAUCUCGAUUUAUUUUGUAGCAUUUUGGUAUAUGCGUAGCGAUGCUACAAUAAGUCGCUAGGGUUUUACAGCAGCCAAAGGUUUGCGCACAUUUUAGGAAAGCUUGACAUGGUGGUUUGCCAUGUUUGUUUUUGUGAAGUGAGAGCAAGCACCAAUUGCCUUGUGAGUCAAGUGUUGCGUUCUGGGUGCGCACAUUUUAGGAAAGCUUGACAUGCUUCCUUAAUUUGUAAGGACACUUGGGAGUGGUCUUGUUUGUAUAAGGUGUUUUUGUGAAGCUCGCUCGACUUGGGUGAGUGUUGUUGGCAUUGUGCAAGUCGAUGCUCCAUGAUUCAAGGUGAAGGAAAGGGUUUGGGCAUCUACGCCAUGAACUUUCGGUUUGCAUCAGCGCAAUUCCAUGCUGCUGAGUGUACUAACCGAAUGUGAUUCAGCGGACAGUUGAGCUGCUUCCAGGAGGGGGUUUGCCAUGGAUGCCACAAGUAGGGUACCGGGGCGGCCACUUAACUGGCUUCCCUCUGGACUGACUGCUUUUAUGCUGUCGCUUGAAAAAACAGACUCUCUUUCUGUGCAGCUCAAGGCGUUCAGCGUAACUCAGGCGGUGAAGGCGCUCCUUUCGUCGAAGUCCCAGAAGGAUCUGUGGGGUGUUCCAACUUCUUCCUCGGAAUUCAACAGAAGUGCUUCCCUGGAUGCUCUGCGAGAGCUUGCGAAACCUUUGGGAGGAGCCAUUGCCGUAGCUGGACUGUAUGGCGGUGUAUCCAUGCAUCUGGCAGGAUUCCACACAGCCUCCAUUUCGUGCCAAUGUGAGAGCGAGGAGUUUUGUGAAUGCAAUCACAGCUAUGGCUUGUGUGUGUGCGGUGAUCCCGAUUGCUUGGUUUGUGAACGUUGCGCUUCGGAGGAAGACUUCGAGCCGCGCGAGUGUGAGGAGAAUUACGGCCCAGAGUUGCAGCACCAUUGGGGUUUCCCGUUUACAGGGUCUGUCUUGCUGAAUAGCCCUAAUGCACGUUCUCCAAAAUACAGUUCUGAUGCAUAUUUUCAAGGAAGAAGGGACACCAGGUCACAGAGAUUUGCAAAUAUGAAUCGGCCAAAUGUGCAGAAUUUCGGUUGGGCAAAUCCUUUAGAGAGGCGAGCUGCUUUCGGGGGUAAAGAUUCAGCACAGGGCACAAGCGGCAGCUCUUGGGGGGCUGUUCAGGAAAGUAUGACUGAGGAUGAUGGACAGGAUCUCAAAGGAGUCUCUGAGAAGUUACCUUCAACGUGGGCCAUCAACGUUGUUCGCAAAAGAAAAGGUGCCCAGAAUGACCUUGUGGGCAGCAAUACUGAGCACCGAGAGAAAGAGGAAGAUCGGCAGAGCUCGGAAAACGCUGAAGCAUCACUUCGAAGGGUCGACCAGGGAAGCGAAGAAACCGAAACCGCCGCAGAAUUGCAGGAACGUCGUUCAACGCCCAGUUCGGUGAGUGAAGCUGUUGCCGCUGUCAAACCAAGCCAAAACAAGGUGACUGCGCUUAAGAGUCCGAAAUGGUGGCCUUUUGGACUGCAAUCUGCAGCUUCAGCAGUGGACAACGAGCCUGCGCAAACGGAAGCAUCUUCCACUGUGGUGAAUCUCGAGACGACGAAAUGGAACUUUCGAAUGGGACAGAACGCAGGCGCAGGAGCGUUGGCAGGCGGGGUUGUGAGCCUUUGCUUGCAUCCUAUUGAUACUGUGAAGACCAUCAUACAAGCGCAGACUGGCAGCAAUCGCAACCUCCUUCCCAUUCUCUCCUCUGUUAUCUCAACAAGAGGUUUGAAAGGUUUGUACAGGGGUCUAGGAAGCAAUUUAGCUUCAUCAGCUCCAAUCUCAGCUAUCUACACGCUUACUUAUGAAGCUGUCAAAGCUGGCUUGCUUCGUCACAUUCCAGAGGACAUGUCCGCACUGGCGCAUUGCGCUGCAGGUGGAUGUGCAAGUGUUGCCACCUCAAUUGUUUAUACACCUAGUGAAUGCGUGAAGCAGCAAAUGCAAGUGAACGGAUUGUAUCGAAAUAGCUGGCAAGCAUUCACGUCAAUACUUAAGCAAGGUGGACUACCUCUGCUGUACAAGGGUUGGGGAGCGGUACUUUUUCGAAAUGUACCACAAUCUGUAAUUAAGUUCUAUACAUACGAGGGUCUGAAGCACUGGGUUCAAGGUGGUCCACGGCGUGACACUCCUUUGACCACACUACAAGCGCUUGCCAUCGGCGGUGCUGCUGGAUCGACCGCUGCGUUUUUCACUACUCCAUUCGAUGUUGUGAAAACUCGGCUUCAGACGCAGAUACCUGGGUCAGUUCAGCAAUACUCUGGAGUGGUUCACGCUUUUCAGUGCAUUGCCACAACAGAAGGCAUUGCUGGAUUAUAUCGGGGACUGGUACCUCGUUUAGUGAUAUAUGUCACUCAGGGAGCUCUUUUUUUCGCGUCGUAUGAAUUUAUCAAACACAUUUUGACAUUGGAAGCUCCAAAACUUCGUAUGAAGUCACGUCAGAUUGGAGGCUAUGAACGACAGGCCGCAUCUACCCCUGCGGAGUUCACUUGAAGUUUGGUAUCUAUUCCUUGUGAAUGCAGAAAUUGUUGGGUUGAUAUGUGCAACUAUGCCAUAUUGACUAUUAAUGCAAGAGCUAGAGAUCCUUGAGAACGGCAAGAUCGCGAAGGUACUUUUCCUGUAUCCUUCUUACUCCUCGAGGCUUCAUUUGUCGAGGAUUCUGAUAAGAGACGAAUGUUAUCUUCUUCGGUUGCUCUUUACGUGGCCACAUUGCAGACAAUGAGACCCUGGGACCAUUAAUUUAUACAUAGCACACGGUAGUGUUUUUGAGCCAGAAGGCCCUCGCUUGUCUUGAUUGUAGCACACUCUCUCAUACCUGACUCCGUUCCGUUUUUUCCGUCUUUGUAUCAUCCUGCAAUGCAGACGUCAAGAUGUGUAAGCCACAACUUCUUAGGUUGAAGAUGUAAUUUCUAACAUUCUCUUUUUAUGUGAACGUCUCAAAGCCUACUGAAAAUUGCAAC